Meloidogyne enterolobii is the source of this 474-nucleotide messenger RNA. The record is from the annotation of a GenBank genome assembly. Lineage: Eukaryota; Metazoa; Nematoda; Chromadorea; Rhabditida; Meloidogynidae.
AUGUGUGCAUUCCCCGUUGUUGGAACAAUAAUUCGUUGUUGGAGCAACUGGUACGUAAACAACAAAUUUUAUGACUCCAAAAAAAUUGAUCACAAUGUUAUAGAAGCAUGGGAUUUGGGGUAUACUGGACGUGGGGUUGUUGUUUCUGUUAUAGAUGAUGGAUUAGAGAUAACCCAUGAAGAUUUGGCAGACAAUUAUGAUCCUGAUGCGUCUUAUGAUGUAAUUGAUAACGAUGAAGAUCCAACGCCUAUAGAUGAUGUGGAUCAUCAAGGAACACGUUCUGCUGGUGUAGUGGCUGCUAUCUUUAAUAAUUCACGUUGUAAUGUUGGAGUCGCUUAUAAUGCAAAAAUCGGAGGGAUUCGUCUGCUGGACGACACCUAUAACGACACAAGAGAAGCAAUCGCCCUUGGUUAUAAACCUCAACACAUUGAUAUCUAUUUAGCUAACUGGGGUCCGACAGACGAUGGGUAUUAA